AUGUCAGCUAUUGUAACAAGAAUCGUUGGAAAAUACAAUCUUAACCCAGGAAUGAGUACAUCCGAUCUUAGUAAAUAUACUUCUGAAUUGCUAAAAGACCUUGCAGACGAUAGAAAGCGGAAUCAAGCGCGAAGACGCCUUCGAGAUGGUUUCAAAUUCAGUGAGGACCAGGGCGACCAACUUGAUUGUGCUUUGGACCUCAUGCGCCGUCUUCCGCCUCAGAACAUGGAAGAGAAUUUGUCUCAGUUAAUAGAUCUAGUCCCUCACCUUCAAGAUGAAUUGCUCAACAACGUUGACCAGCCCCUUAAAGUCCAGAGAUGCAAGGUUAAAGGCAGAGACUAUCUUGUAUCUGAGUUUAACAGGGAUGGUGACUCGUGUAGAUCCCCUUGGUCUAACGAGUAUGAGCCUCCUUCAAUCGAAAGCCCUUUGCCUUCCUCCAAAUUACGCAGGCUAGAAAUAGCUGCUAAUGAAGCGUUCGAUACGUAUAGAGAAAUGUAUUACGAAAAAGGUGUGUCUUCUGCAUAUUUUUGGGAUGACACUGAUGCGUUUGCUGGGGCUGUUCUCUUCAAGAAAGUCGGCGAAGAUGGAAGAAAGAUGAAGGGUGCAUGGGAUUCUAUUCACGUUUUUAGAGCUACGGAGAGAGGACGCAACGCACACUACAAGUUGACAUCAACAAUAAUGCUCUAUACCAUUACCGAUAGAGAAGAAACAGGCAAACUGAAUCUCUCUGGUAGCAUGACAAGACAAACUGAGGCUGACUAUCCAUACGAUGAACCACAAGCCCAUAUCGCUAAUAUUGGACGUAUAAUUGAAGAUAUGGAACUGAAAAUGCGUAAUUCACUUCAAGAAGUGUAUUUUGGAAAGACAAGAGAUAUUGUUAAUGGUUUGAGAUCUGUGGACUCUCUAAUUGAAUCUAGAAAGCAAGCAGAAAUUCAAAAAGAACUUGUCAGUAGACUCGCUCGUCGCGAAAAAGAUUCAAACAAAAGCCCUGCUGCCAAGCCAAAUAGGAGUGAUACUUGA
Molecule: messenger RNA, 1020 nt
Organism: Paraglomus occultum
Lineage: Eukaryota; Fungi; Glomeromycota; Glomeromycetes; Paraglomerales; Paraglomeraceae
Source: the annotation of a GenBank genome assembly